Molecule: messenger RNA, 6614 nt
Organism: Hyaena hyaena (striped hyena)
Lineage: Eukaryota; Metazoa; Chordata; Mammalia; Carnivora; Hyaenidae
Gene: COL27A1
Product: collagen type XXVII alpha 1 chain
Exons: 64
Coding region: 1-5952 (1983 amino acids)
Molecular function (GO): extracellular matrix structural constituent
Source: RefSeq, a predicted model, not a curated record
AUGACCUUGGGAGAGCACACUGGGCCUCCGUCUUCCUACCUGCACAAUGGGGACUGGCCCAGGGCCCUCCAGUCCGACAACCCCGCGGAGACUUCAAAAGGCCCGGCGGGCGCCGCGGCCCCAGCACCUAUGAGCCGCCCCCCGCGCCCGGAGCCCGCGCCGGAGUCCGAGGACGCAGAGCGGCCGAAGUUCGAGCGCAGGCGGACCGGGCCGGCGGCGCAGCCCCGCGCGCCCAUGCCCCUCCCGGCCGGCGGGGAGGCAGCUUCCACCGCCCUCCGCGCGCCCUCGCCCGGCCUCGCUCUGCCUCCGGGGACCGCCAGCAGCCCGCCUCCAAAAGGAUCAGAUGCCCCGGGUGGCUUCGGGUGUCGCCGGUGGCUGCUCCCACAGGAAGGUGAAAUCGGAUCGCUGCCUCUGCCCAUCUUGGCAGGAGCCACCGAGCGGAGCAUUAACCCCUCAGGGCCCCAGAGUUCAGGGGCAGCAAUGACGGUGGGGUUUCUCUUCACCUGGAUCUUAGUGUCGUUUGUCUGUCACCUGGCCUCCACCCAAGGAGCUCCUGAAGAUGUGGACGUCCUCCAGCGGCUCGGCCUCAGCUGGACAAAGGCAGGGGGUGGCCGGAGCCCCCCGCCCCCGGGGGUCAUUCCGUUCCAAUCAGGCUUCAUCUUCACGCAGCGGACCCGGCUCCAGGCCCCCACGGCCGCCGUCAUUCCCGCCUCCCUGGGCACAGAGCUGGCUCUGGUGCUGAGCCUCUGCUCCCAUCGGGUGAACCAUGCCUUCCUCUUCGCCGUCCGCAGCCGGAAACACAAGCUGCAGCUGGGUCUGCAGUUUCUCCCCGGCCAGACGGUCCUCCACCUGGGGCCCCGGCGCUCGGUGGCCUUUGACCUCGACAUGCAUGACGGGCGCUGGCAUCACCUAGCUCUGGAGCUCCGUGGCCGCACGGUCACCCUGGUGACAGCCUGCGGGCAGCGCCGGGUGUCUGUCCCGCUGCCUUUCCCCAAGGACCCAGCCCUCGACCCCGAGGGCUCCUUCCUCUUUGGGAAGAUGAACCCGCACGCGGUCCAGUUUGAAGGUGCCCUGUGCCAGUUCAGUAUCUACCCUGUGACGCAGGUCGCUCACAAUUACUGUACCUACCUGAGAAAGCAGUGUGGACAGGCUGACACGUACCGGCCCCAGCUGGGACCCCUCCUUCCCCGAGACCCUGGCGCAAUCUUCACCUUCCAGACCGACCUUGCCCUGCGAGGCCUGGAGAACCUGACCACUGCCGCGCCAGCCCUGGGGGCACGGCCGGCAAACAGGGACCCCAGGAGGACUGUAGUGCCCGCCACCCCCGCCGAGCCCCUCAGGACUAGCGUCGCAGACCCUCACCGGCGUGCUGCAGCCGGGAGCCCAGCGCGGACCCCGCCGUCACCUGCCAGGCUGUCAGCCGGUGAGGGGCCCUCAGCUCCCCGUGCCGGUGCCGCCACACCUGUCCAGCCGUUGCAGAAGAGCACAGCCGCAGGCAGCCCCAGCAGUCACCCAGCUCAGCCCUCGGCCCCUCCUCCUUCAAGAGGCCCCGUCAAAAGGCCCCGCCCCACCCAAAAGGCCGCUCAGCCUCCCUUCUCGAAGGCAGCGCCCCCCACCACGAAGCCGGUGCCACCCACCUCCCCCCUACUUCCUGCCAAGGCCUCCCGGCCCCCCGUGAAGCCAAUCGCGAGGACCCUUGUAACGCCCAGACCUCCGCUGCCCAGCGCUCGGCCCCUGCUUCUGGCCACGGGCUCCUCCAAAAAGCCUUUCUCCCCAGGGGGCCAGAAUGAGGCCGCAAUGAGCCAUCGUGCCGGCGGGCCGGCUGCUGCCCGCACCGGCGCCACCAGGCCUCCUCAGCCCACUGUCCCGUCCCUGUCCCCUGCCCCCCGUCCUGGCCCUACAAGGCCCGCUCCACUGCCAGCCACGUCCUUGCCUCCCGCCCUGGCUCCUGGCUCAGCCCCCUCCAGGACCAAGACGCCCUCUGGAUCAGAAGCCACGCAGAAAGCCAGACCCAAGAGCAAGGCCCGGAAGCCCGUCCCCCUCAGACCCGGGAAGACAGCCAGGGAUGUCCCGCCGACCGAUCCGACAACCCGGCCCAGCCCCAGCCAGUCCCAGCCCCGCCAGCCUGCCACCUCCUCGGCGUUCACCUCGGCGCAGUUCCUGUCCGCCAGUCCCUGGCCUACAAGUCCCAGCUACUCGUUCCUCCACCCAGCGGGGCCCACGCCUUUCCCGUUGCUGAUGGGACCUCCAGGGCCCAAGGGGGACUGCGGUUUGCCGGGUCCCCCUGGGCUUCCUGGGCUCCCUGGACCCCCUGGUGCACGGGGGCCUCGGGGUCCUCCUGGGCCUUAUGGGAACCCAGGCCUCCCCGGCCCUCCUGGAGCCAAAGGACAGAAAGGGGACCCAGGGCUCUCACCAGGAAAGGCCCACGAUGGGGCAAAGGGCGACGUGGGCUUGCCUGGGAUCUCCGGGGAGCCAGGGCCUCUUGGACGAAAGGGAUACAAGGGCUAUCCUGGACCGGCGGGGCACCCUGGAGAACAGGGGCAGCCAGGACCUGAGGGCAGCCCAGGGGCCAAAGGUUACCCUGGCAGGCAGGGGUUACCCGGACCGGUAGGAGACCCUGGCCCCAAAGGCAGCCGGGGCUACAUUGGACUCCCAGGUCUCUUCGGCCUGCCCGGGUCUGACGGAGAGCGAGGCCUGCCUGGCGUUCCUGGCAAGAGGGGCAAGAUGGGUAGGCCGGGGUUUCCCGGAGACUUUGGGGAAAGAGGCCCUCCCGGACUGGAUGGAAACCCCGGAGAGCUGGGCUUGCCAGGGCCCCAGGGAGUCCCCGGUCUCAUUGGCGACAUGGGAGCACUGGGUCCGAUUGGCUAUCCAGGACCCAAAGGCGUGAAGGGACUGAUGGGGAACGUGGGGGAACCCGGACUGAAAGGUGAUAAGGGCGAGCAAGGGGUCCCAGGUGUGUCAGGAGGUACCGGAUUCCAAGGAGACAAGGGGAGCCAGGGAUUGCCAGGGUUCCCAGGCGCCCGGGGGAAGCCAGGGCCUCUGGGCAAAGUUGGAGACAAGGGAUCCCUUGGGUUUCCUGGGCCUCCUGGCCCCGAGGGAUUCCCUGGAGACAUUGGCCCCCCUGGGGACAACGGCCCAGAAGGCGUGAAGGGUAAGCCUGGAGCUCGAGGUCUGCCGGGACCCCGUGGGCAGCUGGGGCCCGAGGGAGAUGAGGGACCCAUGGGGCCACCCGGGGCCCCUGGCUUAGAGGGCCAGCCUGGCAGGAAGGGGUUUUCUGGUAGGCCCGGCCCGGAUGGCAUGAAGGGAGAACCAGGUGACCCUGGACGGCCAGGGCCAGUGGGUGAGCAGGGACUUCUGGGAUUCAUUGGUCUGGUCGGGGAGCCGGGGAUCGUGGGAGAAAAGGGUGACCGGGGCAUGAUGGGACCCCCAGGCGCACCCGGACCCAAGGGAUCGAUGGGUCACCCUGGAACUCCCGGUGCUGUUGGGACCCCCGGAGAGCCUGGGCCCCCGGGUCUUCCAGGGUCUCGAGGCCCACCAGGCAUGAGGGGAGUAAAGGGACGCCAGGGCCCCCGAGGACCAGAUGGACCAGCCGGGGAGCAGGGGUCCAGGGGCCUGAAGGGCCCUUCAGGACCUCAGGGCAGACCGGGCCAGCCCGGGCAACAGGGUGCGGCCGGUGAGCGAGGGCACUCGGGCGUGCGAGGCUUCCCAGGCAUCCCGGGUCCCUCAGGCCCCCCGGGCACCAAGGGCCUCCCAGGAGAACCGGGCCCUCAGGGACCCCAGGGGCCACUUGGUCCUCCUGGAGAGAUGGGACCCAAGGGGCCACCUGGUGCAGUGGGAGAGCCAGGCCUUCCUGGGGAAGCCGGGAUGAAGGGUGACCUUGGGCCUCUGGGCACCCCUGGGGAGCAGGGCCUCAUUGGGCAGCGGGGAGAGCUGGGCCUCGAGGGUGAUGGCGGCCCUGCAGGGCCCGAUGGGCUGAAGGGGGACAGGGGUGACCCCGGGCCUGAUGGUGAACGUGGCGACAAGGGCCAGGAAGGACUGAAGGGUGAGGAUGGGCCCCCCGGCCCCCCCGGCAUCCCUGGCGUCCGGGGUCCUGAAGGAAAACCAGGGAAGCAAGGCGAGAAGGGCCGGGCAGGAGCCAAGGGUGCCAAGGGCUACCAAGGACAGCUGGGCGAGAUGGGCGUCCCUGGAGACCCUGGGCCCCCCGGCACCCCAGGCCCUAAAGGGUCCCGGGGCAGCCUGGGACCAACGGGUGCCCCAGGACGGAUGGGGGCCCAAGGAGAACCGGGACUGGCAGGUUAUGAUGGACACAAAGGCGUCAUGGGCCCCCUCGGACCUCCCGGACCAAAGGGCGAAAAGGGGGAGCAGGGUGAGGAUGGCAAGGCCGAGGGGCCCCCUGGACCGCCUGGAGAUCGGGGCCCCGUAGGCGAUCGAGGAGACCGCGGGGAGCCAGGGGACCCUGGAUACCCCGGACAGGAAGGUGUGCAAGGCCUCCGUGGAGACCCAGGCCAGCAGGGCCUACCAGGGCAUCCGGGACCUCAGGGACGGCCAGGACCCAAAGGAUCGAAAGGGGAAGAGGGACCAAAGGGGAAGCAAGGCAAGGCGGGGUCACCUGGACGAAGGGGGAUUCAGGGCCUGCAGGGGCUGCCAGGGCCUCGGGGCGUGGUGGGGAGACAGGGCCCUGAGGGUGUGGCUGGACCUGAUGGAUUUCCUGGCCGGGAUGGUCAAGCAGGACAGCAGGGGGAGCAGGGAGAUGACGGGGACCCUGGCCCCAUGGGCCCUGCUGGGAAGAGAGGAAAUCCGGGCGUGGCUGGCUUGCCUGGAGCACAGGGGCCCCCAGGGUUCAAGGGUGAAAGUGGAUUGCCUGGGCAGCUGGGUCCUCCUGGCAAACGAGGGACAACAGGGGGAACUGGGCUUCCGGGGAGCCAGGGGGGGCCUGGACCCAAAGGCCAGCCGGGUGACUCUGGUGAGAUGGGCUUCCCAGGAAUGGCCGGCCUAUUUGGACCCAAGGGCCCCCCGGGAGACAUCGGCUUGAAAGGCAUUCAGGGCCCUCGGGGGUCCCCUGGCUUGAUGGGAAAGGAAGGCAUCAUUGGGCCCCUCGGAAUCCUGGGACCUUCAGGACACCCGGGUCCAAAGGGCGACAAAGGCAGCCGAGGGGACUUGGGACUGCAAGGUCCGAGGGGCCCUCCUGGUCCCAGAGGCCGGCCUGGCCCUCCGGGUCCUCCAGGGAGCCCUAUCCACUUCCAGCAAGAUGACCUUGGAGCAGCUUUCCGGACGUGGAUGGAUACAGAUGGAGCACUGAAAGCAGAGGGUUAUAGCCAUCCCGACCGGCUGGUGCUGGACCAGGGAGGGGAGAUCUUUAAAACCUUACACUACCUCAGCAACCUCAUCCAGAGCAUUAAGACGCCCCUGGGCACCAAAGAGAACCCGGCCCGGGUCUGCCGAGACCUCAUGGACUGUGAGCAGAAGAUGGUGGACGGUACCUACUGGGUGGACCCAAACCUUGGCUGCUCGUCCGACACCAUCGAAGUUUCCUGUAACUUUACGCAUGGUGGACAAACGUGUCUCAAGCCCAUCACAGCCUCCAAGGUCGAGUUUGCCGUCAGCCGGGUCCAGAUGAACUUUCUGCACUUGCUAAGCUCUGAGGUGACCCAGCAUAUCACCAUCCACUGCCUUAACAUGACCGUGUGGCAGGAGGGCACAGGGCGGACCCCAGCCAAGCGGGCCGUGCGCUUCCGGGCCUGGAACGGGCAGAUCUUUGAAGCAGGUGGUCAGUUCAGCCCGGAAGUAUCAAUGGAUGGCUGCAAGGUCCAGGAUGGCCGCUGGCAUCAGACACUUUUCACCUUCCGGACCCAGGACCCACAGCAGCUGCCCAUCGUCAGCGUGGACAACCUCCCCCCUGCCUCAUCAGGGAAGCAGUACCGCCUCGAAGUUGGACCUGCGUGCUUCCUCUGACCUCUGACCUCCUGGCUCCUCUAGACCUCGAGGGGGAGGGAAGAGGAGGAGGAGGGAAAGGGAGGGUCCCUCGGGGCAGGCGGGCCGGCCGGGGAGCCCAAGGAUUCCCGGCUAGAGCCCCAGCUACCGUCUGUCCAGUAAGAGUGGCUGGGGGUGGGGGGGUGCAGCAGGGAACAGUGUAUCCUUGGGACCGACCGAUCCCAGCUCAGCCCCGAAGACCAACCAAAGAGCCAGCCAUAGCGAGCUGGACCUGCACCCCACCUGCGCCCUGCGGCCCGUCUCCCAGCUCUGCUCUGCUCGGUUUCCUGCCCAAAGAGCCCCACCAGUCUGGCCAGCUCGAGGGGCGGGGGUUGUCUCACCGCCAGUCCCUGCCAGGAGCUUUGAUGUGCAAUAUUAGAGAGGAGACAUGAAAAAAGGAGAAAAGGAAAGAAAGAAGUAUAUCUAUUUUAUUUAAACAAACACAGAGAAAGGUGCAUUACUAGUUUUUCACCUGAGAAAGAGGUGAGAGAAGGAGCAGCCAGAGGGUGGGAAGCGGUGGAGGCCGAGGGGGGGGCAGCACGACCCUGGGGGCUGGGGGCGCCCACGCUAGCUACCUCCCACUGUGAAAUCGCUGGUGCUCGCUGUCUCAUAGUGUAUGUGAUUUUUUUUUAAGGAAAAAAAAA